UUCAUGAGAAGAAAGAGUAAUGAGAAGAAGCUCAGGUAUGAAGGCGAAACUUGAUUGAUUUGUACAAGUUCAGAUAUCUCCCUUUCCUGCUUUUCAAGCACAUUUGACGUGAAAAUCAACGAGACGUGAAGAUCAACGUGUGCCAAUGCGCAAUCGCGGCGCAAGGUUGACGCUCAUGAAUGCAUCAAAGUUGUCCACAGAGUUCCAUCAAAGAUGGCGUCUCAGCGUCGGCAAAUGAUGCAAAGCCAUCAGAGCUGGACAGAUGACCUGCCCCUGUGUCAGAUGUGCGGGGUGGGCACGGCCCCCAACUGUACCUACGGACCCGACGGAAAGGACACCCAGAGCCACCCCAACGAGGACGGACACUUCAGGUUCAGAGGUGAGGAAGGCUGUUUCCUGUAUGGAGUGUUUAAUGGGUUUGAUGGGAGCAGAGUGUCCAGCUUCGUCUCUCAGUGUCUGACAGCAGAACUGCUUCUGGGACAGCUCAAGUCUACACACACUGACACUGAUGUCCGCAGAAUUCUCUCACAGGCCUUCGACGUUGUAGAGAAGAGUUACUUUGAGACAAUCGGUGACGCUCUUGCAGAGAAGGCUACUAUUAUAUCUCAACUACCUGAGGGAGUAUCGUUCCACCAGCUCUCCCCCCAGAGUCAGAAGCUUUCUGAGCGGCUGAAGGACCUGGAGCAGGAAGUGUCUGGUGGAGCUACCGCUGUUGUGGCUCUGAUACACAACAACAAGCUCUACAUCGCCAACGUGGGUACCAACCGGGCCCUGCUGUGUAAGUCGACCAGCGACGGUCAGAACCAGGUGAUCCAGAUUGGACGACCUCACACCACAGAGAACGAGGACGAGCUACAGAGACUGGCUGGGCUGGGUCUUGAUGUGUCUGGUCUUCGUCAGGCGACUCUGAUAGCUGGUCAGAGCAGCACCAGGAGGAUUGGAGACUACAGGGUUAAAUAUAACUACGCAGAUAUAGAUCUGUUGAGCGCCGCCAAGAACAAGCCGAUCAUAGCAGAGCCGGAGAUCCAGGCCAGCCAAUCGUUAGAGGGCGUGACGGGCUUCCUGUUGCUGAUGUCAGAGGGGCUCAUCAAAGCCCUGGAGUCCGCCCACGGACCUGAACAGGCCAAUCAGGAGAUGGUAGCGAUGGUAGCAGCAGAACUAGCCCAACAGGGAACCCUAGAGGCCGUGGCCCAGUCGGUGGUGGAGCGGGUCAAGCGGCUACACCACGAUGUCUACGCCAGCGGACGCCAGAGGGCGUCCCACUGCUCCCGCCACGAAGACAUGACGCUGCUGAUACGCACGCUCAACUACACGCUGGCCGACGGCGCGCUCACACCCACACAGGGUGGACGUAUCUACCCAGUGUCGGUGCCCUACUCCAACUGCCCCAGCAGCACCAGUAAGACCAGCGUCACCCUCUCCCUGGUCAUGCCCUCUCAGGGGGGUACCCUCACCAACGGGACCAACACAGCCUCCACUUUGGAGGAGGGCACACCCACACACACACCUGGGUGGAAGUGA
This is a messenger RNA of Salvelinus namaycush (lake trout), 1521 nucleotides long. Its product is annotated as TGF-beta-activated kinase 1 and MAP3K7-binding protein 1-like. Gene Ontology annotation, cellular component: cytosol. Gene Ontology annotation, biological process: protein dephosphorylation. Bases 214 to 1521 code for a protein of 435 amino acids. The record is from RefSeq and is a predicted model, not a curated record. Gene Ontology annotation, molecular function: protein serine/threonine phosphatase activity. Lineage: Eukaryota; Metazoa; Chordata; Actinopteri; Salmoniformes; Salmonidae. The transcript is spliced from 11 exons.